This is a messenger RNA of Aspergillus alliaceus, 1845 nucleotides long. RefSeq names its product putative proline utilization protein PrnX-like. Gene Ontology annotation, cellular component: cytoplasm. The record is from RefSeq and is a predicted model, not a curated record. Lineage: Eukaryota; Fungi; Ascomycota; Eurotiomycetes; Eurotiales; Aspergillaceae. Bases 236 to 1636 code for a protein of 466 amino acids. The transcript has a single exon.
CCCCCCUCCCCCUCAGGCCCCGGGACUAAUUCCGUUUUUGAUUGCAGGUAGAAGUUGAAUAUCCGUUCGCAGCCAUCAUACUAUCAUACUUUAUCAGUCACCCAACUUUACCUUUCGUCCCUCUUUCCAUUAACCGUGGUUCUACUUUCUUCUACAAUUAUAAUUUUUUGCUUCUUGUGUCACCAACCUCUUGGUACUUUAUGAAGAUCAAAGAUUUUAUACCACUCACUCCCUCAUGCCGUUGACAAUUCUUUCGCAGACCCAGCUCCGCUCGCUACUGCUAUCAUUAACCCGUGAGGAGAUCAUAUCGCUGCAACAGAACCUCGCUCAGGCAUUGCGAGAAUACUCGACGGGGAAUCAGGAACAAGGCUGCUCCGCGACCUAUCAACCUCAGAGAACUGCGAUCACCCGAAAGAAUGGCUCCACAACGCUGUUUAUGCCCGCCAGCACCGGCCGCACCAUCGGCAUGAAGAUGAUCUCGCUACAGGAUGGGGGCACCGCAGGAUGCGCCGUAGAAACCGGCUUAGAUAUUGCUGAGGAUGUGAAGACGUCCUCGCGGAGCCGGCACGUGUCGAGAAGCUCCAUGAGCUCGCUGUCGUCUGACAUGAGCGAAUUGUCCGUUUCAUCACAGGAAGGCGAAAGCUCCUCGGUCAGUUCUAGCAGCAAGUCACUACCACCAGGAUGUGUGAAUAAACAGCCAGUCAACCCUGGAUUAUCCAACACCCUUGGAGCGUGGCCCUCGGCUGGUUCCCGAGACACCUCACCACAGGGUAGUGUGACCUUGCUUGACGAGCAAAGUAUGCCAUUUGGACUGAUUAAUGCGCAUGAGCUCACUCCAUUCCGCACCGCACUGACAUCUACAAUGAUCUUCAACAGGCGCAAGCGAGUGCGUACAGUGGUAGUCUUCGGGGCAGGCAAGCAGGCUUACUGGCACAUACGACUAGCACUGACAUUGCGGGGAUCGGAAAUCAAGCGGGUCUUCAUUAUUAACAGGUCAUUUGACCGGGCAGCGGAACUUCUUCGUGAUAUCUAUUCAACAGAGAACUCUAGUUGGCGGGGAGACGUGAAGUUUUCGGCUGUCAGCAGCGACUUCGUCGAGUAUUCGCGCAUCCUGCAAGAUGCCUUGAAUAAGGCUGAUGCGAUUUUCUGCUGCACGCCAUCCCUUCAGCCACUCUUCCCUGCGGAGAUACUCACAUCACGCGAAGCCCGCCGAAAAGGUCGACUGAUCAGCGCCAUUGGAUCAUACAAACCACAUAUGACGGAGUUGCCCCCGGAGAUCAUUCGCGAUGAGGUCAAGACACACGGUUCGCAUCGGCAUUUCAGCAAGCAUGUCAAGCGUAGUGGGGUUGUGGUUGUGGACAGUCUCGAGGCAGCCUUAAAGGAGGCUGGAGAGUUGAUCCAAGCCGAGAUCAAACCGAAUCAGGUUGUAGAGCUGGGCGAACUGUUGAUGGUGCGCCAUGCAACGCAAGAUUUGGAGCAGGAGACUGACGACAGUAAAAGCCUGCGCGAAUGGGCCGAACGAGGCAAUGUAAUCUUCAAGAGCGUGGGGUUGGGGUUGACGGACUUGGUCACCGGCGGAGAUCUUGUUCAGCUGGCUCGACAGCGGAAUAUUGGGACGAUAUUGGAGGAAUUCUAACAGUUUCUUUUUGUUUUGUUUCCUUCUUUGUUGUAAAAAAAUUUUUUUGUGUAUAACUUCGCUAUAGAAUUCAACUUGAUGAAUGAUUCCUUCCGGAUUUGGAGAUGAAAGCUUAAAAAUAAGUUGCGUCAUCCAUUCAAUACUUCUUUCGCAAACAAAAAACAACAACAACAACAACAACUCUUUCAAAAGACUAUUGCGGGAGUAAG